Epinephelus lanceolatus (giant grouper) is the source of this 6484-nucleotide messenger RNA. It is a transcript of the gene abcc9, whose product is annotated as ATP-binding cassette, sub-family C (CFTR/MRP), member 9. Lineage: Eukaryota; Metazoa; Chordata; Actinopteri; Perciformes; Serranidae. Gene Ontology annotation, molecular function: ATP hydrolysis activity; ATP binding; sulfonylurea receptor activity. Gene Ontology annotation, biological process: transmembrane transport; potassium ion transport. Gene Ontology annotation, cellular component: membrane. The record is from RefSeq and is a predicted model, not a curated record.
GCGGACACGACAGUAAAUGUGAUGUAUCGGCAUUUCCUGUCCCCGGUAAAACCCGCAAUAUUCUAAGACGUCGCACACGGGACUUAAGAUCCGGGAAGGGACGCUGUGACCCCGGUGCGAGCCCGCAAACCUGCGUCAGAGGCCGGGCUUCAGGAAUGAGACGGUGUCGCUGAGGAUUUUUACUUUUCUUCGAGAUUGACUCGAGGCUUGCGUGGAGCAGUCGGGCGGCGGUGGCAUGGCCUUGUCGUUUUGCGGCAACGACCCGGGUAUCAACUCCUACAGCGUGGACUCGGGCGUGCUGAACAAUGGCUGCUUCGUGGACGCUCUCAACCUGGUUCCCCAUGUCUUCCUGCUCUUCAUCACCUUCCCCAUCCUCUUCAUCGGUUGGGGCAGUCAGAGCUCCAAAGUCCAGAUCCAUCACAACACAUGGCUUCAUUUCCCCGGACACAACAUGAGAUGGAUCCUCACCUUCUCGCUGCUCUUUGUCCACGUGUGCGAGUUCGCAGAGGGCAUCGUCUCCAACAAGAUGAUGGACACCAACCACCUCCAUCUCUUCAUGCCAGCCUUCAUGGGGUUCGUCGCAGCCACGACGUCAGUGGUUUACUACCACAACAUCGAGACAUCCAACUUCCCCAAACUGCUGCUGGUCCUGUUCAUCUACUGGGUGCUGGCGUUCAUCACAAAGACCAUUAAGCUGUGGAAGUUUGCAGUGUACGAUGUUGGACCUCAGCACCUGCGGUUCUGCAUCACAGCCCUAUUAGUGAUCCUGUACGGACUGCUGAUGGCCGUGGAGAUCAAUGUCAUAAGAAUCAGAAAAUAUGUGUUCUUUGCCAACCCCCAGAAGGUGAAACCACCAGAGGAUUUGCAGGAUUUGGGGGUUCGCUUUCUGCAGCCGUUUGUCAACCUGCUGUCUAAGGCGACAUACUGGUGGAUGAAUCCUCUCAUCAUUGGAGCCCAUAAGAGGCCCAUAGAGCUGAAGAAGAUCGGCAAGCUGCCCAUCGCCAUGAGAGCCCUCACCAACUACCUACGGCUCAAAGAUGCUUACGAGGAUCAAAGGACACCUGAGGACCCGAAUCGAGCCCCGUCAAUCUGGCUCUCCAUGUACCGAGCGUUUGGUCGUCCCAUCCUGCUCAGCAGCACUUUCCGUUACCUGGCCGACCUGCUGGGUUUCGUCGGGCCGCUCUGCAUCUCUGGCAUCGUAAAGUACAUGCAGAAUGGAACACAUACUGCACCGCCGGACAAGAUCAAGGGCACAUUUUUAGGCGUGUACUUCAUGUCUACCACUGAGCUGCUGCAGAACACCUCAGUCCUGGCCGUGCUUCUCUUCCUGGCUUUAAUCCUGCAGAGGACCUUCCUACAGGCCUCGUACUACGUCACCAUAGAGACCGGCAUCAACCUGCGGGGAGCCCUGCUGGCGAUGAUUUACAACAAGAUCCUGCGUCUGUCCACCUCCAACAUGUCCAUGGGAGAGAUGACACUGGGGCAGAUCAACAACCUGGUUGCCAUAGAGACCAACCAGCUGAUGUGGUUCCUCUUCCUCUGCCCCAACCUGUGGGCCAUGCCUGUGCAGAUUGUGAUGGGAGUGAUCCUGCUCUACUAUUUGUUGGGCUGCAGUGCUUUGGUUGGAGCAGCUGUCAUAGUUCUGCUGGCUCCAGUCCAGUAUCACAUCGCUACCAAGCUGGCAGACACACAAAAGAGCACACUAGAACACUCAACAGAUCGUCUGAAAAAGACCACAGAGAUUUUAAAGGGCAUAAAGCUGCUGAAGCUGUACGCCUGGGAGAACAUCUUCUGUGACAGCGUGGAGGACACUAGAGGCAAAGAGCUCACGAGUCUUAAGACCUUCGCCUUCUACACAUCCAUGUCCAUCUUCAUGAACGCUGCUAUCCCCAUCGCUGCCGUUCUUGCGACGUUUGUGACGCAUCACUUCCUCAAUAAAGUCGGUCCCACUCCUUCUGAGGCCUUCGCAGCUCUGGCGUUGUUCCACAUCCUGGUCACCCCUCUGUUCCUGCUCUCCACUGUGGUCAGAUUUGCCGUCAAGGCUCUGGUCAGUGUCCAGAAGCUCGGUGAGUUUCUUCAGAGUGACGAAAUUGGAGACGACUGCUGGAGAAACGGAGACAUGUCUCUUUCCAUGGAAGCAGGAAAGAAACACCUGGGAGUGACCAAAGCCAUCAACAGGAAGCAGCCAAUGCGCUACCAGAUGGACCACUACGAGCAGCCGACCAGGCGACAGAUGAGGCCCACGGAGACAGAGGAUGUGGCUGUAAAGGUGAGCAAUGGAUUCUUCACGUGGGGAAGCAACCUGUCCACGCUGUCAGACAUCAACAUCCGCAUCCCCACAGGUCAGCUGACGAUGAUUGUAGGCCAGGUGGGUUGUGGGAAAUCCUCCCUGCUGCUGGCCAUGCUGGGCGAGAUGCAGACCAUCGAUGGAAGAGUCUACUGGAGCAAGCUGCCUGAUUAUGAGACGGCCCACGAGGGGAACAUAAGUUGGUCAGAGACAGAGGAGUCUGAAGAAGACAUCAGGAGCAAGAACAGAUACUCUGUGGCCUACGCUACCCAGAAGUCCUGGCUGCUCAAUGCUACAGUGGAGGAAAACAUCACCUUUGGCAGCCCAUUCAACAAACAGAGGUACAAGGCCGUGAUCGAUGCCUGCUCUCUGCAGCCAGACAUUGACCUGCUGCCUUUUGGAGAUCAAACUGAGAUUGGAGAGAGGGGCAUCAACCUGAGUGGAGGUCAGAGACAGAGAAUCUGUGUGGCCAGAGCUCUCUACCAGAACACCAACAUCGUCUUCUUGGACGAUCCCUUCUCAGCGCUGGACAUCCACCUCAGUGAUCACCUGAUGCAGGAAGGAAUCCUCAAGUUCCUGCAGGAUGAUAAACGGACUGUAGUCCUGGUCACACACAAACUGCAGUACCUCAUACACGCAGACUGGAUAAUAGCGAUGAAGGACGGCUCUGUGCUGAGAGAGGGGACGCUGAAGGACAUCCAGACUCAUGACAUUGAGCUUUACGAUCACUGGAAGACCCUGAUGAACAGACAAGACCACGGCCUGGAGAAGGACGUACAGCAGGACAGUCAAACAACACUAGAGAGGAAAACACUGAGGAGAGCUUUCUACUCCAGAGAGGCCAAGAACCAAAUUGACGACGAGGACGAAGAGGAAGAAGAGGAGGAGGAAGAUGACGACAACAUGUCCACAAUGACAAACAGAAGAUCAAAGAUCCCAUGGAGGGUGUGUUGGUGUUACCUGUCCUCUGGUGGCUUCCUCAUGGUCUUCCUGAUGGUGUCCUCUAAACUUCUCAAACACUCCGUCAUCGUUGCCAUCGACUACUGGCUGGCCAUCUGGACUUCCUCCAAAACCGAUCAGGCUAAUACAGGAACAGACGCGUCAAACGGAACCAGCCUGGCUGACAGUUUUAGUGGGAACGGCACGCUGCCAACGCCCACGCCCACGCCUAACCUGGUGGAUGAGGCCGACUCCCACUAUCUGCCCGUGUUUAUCGUCCUGUGUGCGGCUGGAAUCACGCUAUGCCUCAUCACCUCUCUCACUGUGGAGUUUCUGGGUCUGUCUGCAGCCACCAGCCUGCACCACAACCUGCUCAACAAGAUCAUCCACGCCCCCAUCAGGUUCUUUGACAUCACUCCCCUGGGACAGAUCCUCAACAGAUUCUCUGCGGACACCAACAUCAUAGACCAGCAUAUUCCCCCAACACUGGAGUCUUUGACCAGAUCCACGUUGCUCUGUUUGUCAGCCAUCGGGGUCAUAUCCUCCAUCACUCCACUCUUCAUGGUCGCCUUGCUUCCCCUGGGCGUGGCCUUCUACUUCAUCCAAAAGUACUUCAGAGUGGCGUCCAAGGACCUGCAGGACCUGGAUGACUCCACACAGCUGCCCCUGCUCUGCCACUUCUCUGAGACCGCUGAAGGGCUCACCACUAUAAGAGCAUUUAGACACGAGGCUCGUUUCAAGCAGCGUAUGCUGGAGCUGACAGACACCAAUAACACCGCCUACCUGUUUCUGUCUGCCGCCAACCGCUGGCUGGAGGUCCGAACGGACUACCUCGGAGCAGUGAUCGUGCUGUCAGCAGCAGGAGCCGCCAUAUGGAGCCCGAUGAAGUUGACCUGCGUAGGCCUGGUGGGCCUCGGACUUACGUACGCCCUCACUGUCACCAACUACCUGAACUGGGUGGUGAGGAACCUGGCAGACCUGGAGGUCCAGAUGGCGGCUGUGAAGAAGGUCAACAGCUUCCUCAGCACAGAGUCAGAGAACUACGAGGGAUCUAUGGAAGCCUCCCAGGUGCCUGAGAACUGGCCUCAGACCGGUGAGAUAAAGAUCCAGGACCUGUGUGUGCGCUACGACCCCAUGCUCAAACCAGUGCUCAAACACGUCAACAUGUACAUCGAGCCCGGCCAGAAGGUGGGAAUCUGUGGUCGCACCGGCAGCGGGAAGUCGUCUCUGUCGUUGGCCUUCUUCAACAUGGUGGAUAUUUUUGAAGGGAAGAUCGUCAUCGACGGGAUCGACAUCUGUAAACUUCCUCUGCAGACACUCAGGUCGCGACUGUCCAUCAUCCUCCAGGACCCUGUGUUAUUCAGCGGAUCAAUAAGGUUCAAUCUGGAUCCAGACAAGAUGUGCACUGAUGAUCGACUCUGGGAGGCACUAGAGAUCGCCCAGUUGAAGAACAUGGUGAAAGCUCUGCCUGGAGGACUCGACGCUGUCGUCACAGAAGGCGGAGAGAACUUCAGCGUCGGUCAGAGGCAGCUCUUCUGUUUGGCCCGAGCUUUUGUCAGAAACAGCAGCAUCCUCAUCAUGGAUGAAGCCACAGCGUCUAUAGACAUGGCCACGGAGAACAUCUUACAGAAAGUGGUGAUGACAGCGUUUGCAGACAGAACAGUCGUCACAAUCGCACACCGUGUCCACACCAUCCUAACAGCCGAUCUGGUCAUUGUGAUGAAGCGAGGGAACAUUUUGGAGUACGACAAACCUGAGACUCUUUUGGAGCAGGAGGACGGGAUGUUUGCUUCGUUCGUCCGGGCUGACAUGUAGACACACACGAGUCGGUCAGCAAGGCCCUAAAAACUCUCAAACUGAUGAGUCGGAUCAAUCUACUUAUUUUAGUUUUCUUAAUGAGGCGGACAGACCUCUGUGACACUACAACACUCCAGUGAAGUCUUUAACAAGAAGCUUCUCAGAUCCAGAAACAUCAUCUAUCACCAGUUUACCAGUCGAUAAAUUGUACUUGAAUCGUCAGUCGCCAAAUAAAUACAUAAUGCCUUUUUUAAACAUAGAAAUGACAUGAAGGAACACCGUACGUCAUCAUAUAUCAAGUCCAUCAGUAAGUUUAUCCAGUUUUCAUAUUGUAAAUCAGCAGAUACACAUAUCCAAAGAGUUUUUACUAUGUUAAAAAAUUAAGAUAUUUUUGGAUUAUUGAUAUUUAAGCAGCCAGUAUUAAGAGAGCUAAAAAAAAGCUACAUCUACACAUCUUGAUUUUGUCAGAGAUAACUUGAGCUAAAUAUAGCUGCAAGAUAACAGACUAAUAUCGUUCUUGUGGUGUAGGACUGAGAAUACUGAAAGAAUAUAGCCAAAAUUAUUCAAAAAUUAAUGUCAACAAAUCCUACGAAAAGAUCAAAACCACCAAUCGCUACAUGGACACUCAGCCUUAGUCUGUUUCUGAAUACUUCUUGACUUCUUGUCUGUAGCUUUCAGCCCUGAGCCCAUUGGUUCCUACUGAAGACUUUUUUGUAAAUGCUUACAAAUAUACAGUUACAUUUUAAAAAACAAAGCCUCGGUAAUUUUCUUAAAGAGCUUGUCACAGUUUUUAUCAAACAAGCAAGAGAAAACCGUGCAUUUGUCAGACCCCAGUACACACAAUACUUGUCAGUAGAUACAUUCACUAGUGGUUAUGUUUCUUUUCAUGGAUUUGUUGACAAUAAGAAAAAUAUAGAACAUCUCCAGACUGAUGAUUUGAAAGGGACUGAUAUAUUUCUCAUUCUGGACCCUUAUUUUCCUAUGUUCUUGUUCCUAAGUGACGAAUGGGAACAAUGGGUUUUGAGACUGGUCCAGUGCUGAGUCAGAGCUGCAAUGUGAUGACUCGGAGCAUAAGAUAUGCACCAUUAAUGUGCGUCCACUAUAAGUGUUUUUGUCACUGACACGCUCAGAUUACUCUGAGUUUCUGACACCAUUAUGGAAAGGAUCCCUAGAAGAGAUAGACCUUUUUGUUUAACCAGAAACAGGCCCGAAAUCCAUUCGUCUGUUUUCAACUCUUCAGUUGAAAACAGACGAAUGGAUUUUGUGUCACAAGUGUAGCAGGCUUAGCAAAGUGUUACUCUCCCCAGCAACACUUUCCAGCUCCUCCUGGGGGACCCCAAAGCAUUCCCAGGCCAGCUUUGAGACAUGUUAUCCCUCCAAUGGUCCAAAGAUCCCUCCACGACCUCAUUCUUUCAGUCACUACCUAGAGCUCAUGACCAUAGGUGAGGGUUGGGACGUAGA